AUGAUUCAACAGGCGGAUUCUCCGCCCCGUGGUGCGGUGCUGAUGCCAGGGGAGACUCACCCGCCAGACAAGGGGACGCUACAGAACGGCUGUCAUGACGACCACAGGGCCAGCAGCAACAAGGACGCCUCGUCCCUCAGGUGUCCCCCGGGGGGUCCCGUGGGCUGCGGCCCCAGGAUGGUCAACGGGCUGCUGACCCCGCACGCGGAGCAGGCCCUGACCAACAGCCAGACGUCCCUGUGCGAGAUGCUGCAGGAGAAGGAGAAGAAGUGGGGCACGGUGGGCGCCGUGGCCAUGGGCGCCGGCAUGGACCACUCAGCCCUCAUCCCCCUGCGCUCCAAGAACUUCCGGGAGAGGAGCGACGCCCACUUUGUGGACGUCAUCAAGGAGGACAGUCUGAUGAAGGACUACUUCUUCAAACCUCCCAUCCACAAGCUGAGCCACACCUUCCUGGAGAAGACUCUGGAGUCAGCUUACAGGACCAGCUACCAGGAGGAGGUGGAGACCGGGGCGGCAGUCCAGACGCUGGCCAGCCCCACCUUCAGCUCCUUCCUGGACAUGCUGCUCUGCUUCUCCGUCUUCCUGGCGCUCACCCUCGCCUGCUUCCUGCCCCCGCUGCUCUCCCAGCGGCCCCUGCUGCAGGCCCCGCCCGUGCCCGCCGUGCCCCUGGCGGCCGGCGCCGCCCUGCUGGAGACGCUGGCCCUGGCCCUGUCCAUACGAGUGGCGUUCCGCCUGGACAGUGAUCUGGCCUGCACUAAGACCCUGCUGAGGGCCAUCUCUGGCUGGAUCCCCCGCCACCUGACGGGGGCGGUGCUGGUGUCCCUGCCCGCCAUGUCUGUGUUCUCUCACGUCACCUGCGACAUGCACCUGUCCAUCCAGUUCACCAUGUUCACCUGCUGUGCCGUCAUCAUCGCCAUCAUCCAGUACUGCAACUUCUGCCAGCUGAGCUGCUGGAUGCGUUCUGUUCUGGCCACUGUGGUGGGCCUGCUCCUGCUGGCCCUGCUGUUCAGCACCCCCUGCAGUGUUGCCAGCAGUUUGUUUUUCUGGUCAAACGGUCCAACCAACAGCAGCGACAACACCACCGCUCCCCUGCAGGACCCCGGGCCCCGCCCCCGAGACCUGAUUGGCCCCGAGGCCUGCGUGGCCUUCUUCCUCCUCCUCCUCCUCGUCUGGUUCCUCAACCGCGAGUACGAGGUCAGCUACCGUCUGCAUUACCACGGCAACGUGGAGGCCGACCAGCACCGCAUCAAGAUCCAGAACAUGCGCGACCAGGCCGACUGGCUGCUGCGCAACAUCAUCCCCAUCCACGUCGCCGAGCAACUGAAGGUGACGCAGAGCUACUCCAAAAACCACAACGACGUGGGCGUGAUCUUCGCCAGCAUCGUCAACUUCAGCGAGUUCUACGAGGAGAGCUACGAGGGGGGCAAGGAGUGCUACCGCGUCCUCAACGAGCUCAUCGGCGACUUCGACGAGCUGCUCCGCAAGCCCGCCUUCUCCAACAUCGAGAAGAUCAAGACCAUCGGCGCCACCUACAUGGCCGCGGCCGGCCUCAACGCGCAGCAGUGCGCCGAGGCCGCCCACCCGCACGCCCACCUGAGGGCGCUGUUCGACUUCGCCCUGGAGAUGAUGCGCGUGGUGGACGACUUCAACAAGAACAUGCUGGGCUUCGGCUUCAAGCUGAGGAUCGGGUUCAACCACGGGCCGCUGACGGCGGGGGUCAUCGGCACCACCAAGCUGCUGUACGACAUCUGGGGCGACACGGUCAACAUCGCCAGCCGCAUGGACACCACGGGGGUGGAGUGCCGCGUCCAGGUGAGCGAGGAGAGCUACGGCGUCCUGAGCGCCAUGGACUACGACUUCAACUACCGCGGCACGGUCAACGUCAAGGGCAAAGGUCAGAUGAAGACCUUCCUGUUCCCCAAGAGCGCCGACAGCGGGCCCGUGCCGCAGUACCAGCUGUCCGUCUCCCCGGAGAUCCGGGUGCAGGUGGACGGCAGCAUCGGGCGCUCCCCGACCGACGAGAUCGGCAACGUGUUGCCGGCUGUGCCGGCUGUGCAUGCGACGGGUGGCACAGCGCCCGGCGCCGCCCCCCUCGCCAGCCCUGGGACGGGCGCGGGGCCGCUGGGGCAGGAGAGGGCAGGGGCGGGGUCAAGAGACGCCCCGGAGAGACGUCUGUCCGCGGACGCUCCUGCCAGACGAUCGUCCCACGCCGGCCUGGCGUCUCUGCCAAUCACCAGUCUGCCUGAACCGGCUCCUCCCUCUACGAACAUCAAGCCACCAAUCCCUGCAGUCUCUCCCUCCGUCCAACCUAUCUCUGCCCAGAAUGCUACAGCUGUAUCAGGGAAGGGAGCGAAAAAAGAUGUCGGUGAUGAUGAUGAUGAUGAUGAUGAUGAUGAUGAAGACAUUAUUGGCGAGCUAACCAAACUCUGAGAUUUAGCUACGAUAGCGCUUUGUUCCUUAUUAGCCUUCUGUCCUUUAAGUGUGGCCUGGCUGGAGUACCCAUAGCUGGGAGCUUAUUAGAGUGGCCUACAGGUUAGGGUUAUGCCACCUGACCUUAACUAAGACCUUUAAUGUUUGCUAUUUUUCUCCAUCUUAGUUGUUUUUCACUAUUAUUUUCGAUUAAGUGCCUUUAGCAUAGAACAAAAUGUAGUCUGGCAGUUUCCGGAAGGCGAAUCCGGAAGAGCUGGAAAGCGAGACGGUUUUAGAGAGCAAGCGCUAAAGUCUCGUGUCAGAUUUCUUUUUCUUCCCCUUGCCUAGCUGUUAGAAUGUUACGACAGUGUUACUUCGACCUUCCGGAUUUUUAAACGAGGAGCUUAACACGAGCUGCAAUGAAAAACUCCAAUCCAACAAUCUGGAGUUAACGAAACGGUGUAAGAAUGCAGAGUAUCAAGCAAGAUGUAUGCCAAGAGAUGACAAUGCUCACUAGUCCAACUUAGAGAGUUGGACUAGUGAGCACACACACACACACACACACACACACACACACACACACACACACACACACACACACACACACACACACACACAGCUAGUACUGCGUCAUGGCUUUUCCCUGCAUGGCCUUAAAGGUUCCAGGCUUAACUGUUACUAGCUAUCCAGAAACUGCACUGACCUUGUAGAACGCAAACAAAACCAUUUGGAAGUACCACAACAUGAUAACAGUAUGUAUAAAAGUCAAAAAUUGUGUGUGUAUAUGUGUGUGUGUAUAUGUGUGUGUGUGUGUGUGAGAGAGAGAGAGAGAGAGAGAGAGAGAGAGAGAGAGAGAGAGAGAGAGAGAGAGAGAGAGAGAGAGAGAGAGAGAGAGAGAGAGAGAGAGAGAGAGAGAGAGAGAGAGAGAGAGAGAGAGAGAGAGAGAGAGAGAGAGAGAGUGAGAGAGUAUCAACAUACAGUGUCCUGUGGAGCGAUUCCUAUGAGUUGCCAUUCUGAGCUGAUGAAAGAAUGGAGGAUGACAGAGUUUUUGGAGUGUAAUCAAGAAAUAAUGAAAUCCCUCUCUGCUGAUGUGGCAGCUUUCCUCCCAGCCCUGGUUAGGACCUUUGUCUUAACACAGUCGUGUGGAAUCUCAGCCCAAGCUAGACCCAGCAUGAUCCCUCACAAACAGAGUAUGAUGCUAACCACUAACGAUACACCUUAGUCUAUGUGUCCUCUAGGUAAUCUCUUGGCAAUGUAAACUGUAGUUACCUCAGAGAUGUUUUAGACGUAUCUCAAAAAGGCACUGUCAAGCUGCUUUAGCCAGCAUGUAAUGCAGCGAAAACCUAGAGUGUUUAGAGUUGGUUAGAGGUCAUAACUACAGACAGGUAUUUUUUUUUGAUAUACAGAACUUUUUGAGUUUGGGAUGAGCUGUCUCUAAGUGACAUCAGUGGGGAACAUGAAUGGAAGUUAAAUGUACUCUUUAUACAUCGGAUUCUCCAUGGUAGAAAUGUCAUUGUGCCGUGCAUUAGAUCACAGUAGCCCCUCCAGGCCUUCGAGGAAAGUUCCUGAAGGACUUUACAUGUUUGCAGGGUUUGUUUUCAGUGCCGCCAACCGUAUUCUGAUAAAGCUAAACUCAUUCUGUCAUUGCUGACGGUUUUUCUUGCUGUAUUCGGAUUUGAUAUUAUUUUUGAUCAUGUCAUUUGAUUGAGUUGUUUUGGUCAAUCGUAGAGUGUUCGUCCAGAUAACCGGGGUAUGCCUUGGGGUUAGGUCAUGUUCUCAGGGUUGUGUGCUCAGGGGCAAGACGAAUAUCGUACCAAUUGAUGUUCUUUCCACCUCAGUGUCUUGAUAUGUUACAUGCUUUCUGUCAUCAAAUACAAAAAUAUUAUAUUUCUGUCUGAAAUACAUCAGUACUAAAAAUGGUUUUGUUCAUAAAAUAUAAUGACAAAACAUUGUGGAAGAACCACGCAGAUACCUUUACAAAAGCGUUCAUAAAGAUGUGCCAUAGCAGUCCCGGUUUGCCACUGUAGGAUCUUUUCUACAGGUUAUGGGUUUCCUUGUGUGUUAUGCAAGAGUUAGUGCCUUUCCAGUCAUGUAAUGAUAACCUUGCAUAAGCAGCCAUCAAGAGCAUGUUAACCGAAUUACCAUGUGUCGGUUCUAAAUGUUUUGUCAUGCUUUAUUUCACCGAUUUUGUACAGUUGCUGUGCAAUUCGUAUAGAUGAAUGUAUGGUACAGUGUAUCCAUGCUCAGAUUGAUUUCACGUUUUACACGAGUCGUGCCUUUCCUUAAUACGUCCCAUUCUGAGCAAAUAUUCCAAAUAAUUUGAUUGAUUGAUGACAUUGAUCACGUGCUGUGCUAGUUAGACACCAGUUUGCACGUUUUCACACUAUGACGAGGCAAGUAAACAAAAUCUUACGUCCAGAUAUUCUGUAAUGGAUGGAAUCACCUAAAUGGGGCUAAGCCACUUCAAGUGCAAUAAUACAUCAAACUUAAGGGCAUAAUUUUCAAAGAAAACAUUUUCAUUGUUUGCAAUAGUGAGCACACAACCCUCUGAACUUUUCAUGUACUUCUAUAAAGGGAAUUUGUUUUAUAGGAAUAUUUCAAAACAUGUUGUUUUGGUUUUGUAAGUGUUACCUUGCACACUAUCAAGAUCAAGGAAAUACAGCUCUGUUUUUUAAUCUGCUUUUUUAGAAGGGCAGACAUACAUAUCUUUUCAUAAAACAUUUGAAAAGCUACACUAUUUUGUAUCAACAUGAAUUUGACAUAUCGUUAUUUUAUUUUUUACUUGUAAAGAGUUAGAGUGGUUUGUGAUUGAGUCUCGUGAAAGAGCUUCUCUCUUCGCCUUCACACUCGACCAAACAUAGCUUUGUUUUUAAUUAGGAACUUGCCUUCACUGCAAAUAUGACAACCAACUAAUAAUGGAUUUGAGAUACUAUCGUUGAUAUUGUUCAGACUAACAGAAUGGCACAUUGGGUAUAAAUCUCUGACGCCAAAGAGUGUCCAUGAUUUGGUUCAAUCUACGUUUUGCUUUAUAUCCUUUUGGCUUACAGUAGUUUUUGUGCUUUUCAUCGAGGAUGGGAGGCACCCUCCCUGUUUCCUAUGUCAAAAUUUGCACAACCCACACUCUGUCUGUACAUACUGUAUGCAUUUAUAUUGUAUAGAGUCUGAACAUUUAUUUUUGAUUAUUAUUUAUACAUGUGCAUGUGCCAGAUUGUAAUAGUAUGAAGACAGUUGACAAAUGAGGGAAAAUGUAAGAACUGUGCUGGAAUAUUUUCUGUGUACUGUCUGCCUGCAUGUAUGUAUGUUCCUGUAUGAGUGUUUGUGAAGAAUGUGUUUGUGAUAAAUAAGGGAAUCUUGACCCACAGUAGAAAUGAUUGUGGAAUUUGGGCUGCAGAGUACCCUGCUCCUUUGGCAAGUUAAUUUAAGACCCAUAAGGAUAUUGGUGUCAAACGGGCACACACACACACACACACACACACGCACACACGCACGCACGCACGCACGCCGAUACCACAUCUAGACCGAUCACGUCUGGGUAUACCCAUGCUAAGGAAAAGACGCUCUGCAACAUAUAUGUUAAAGUCUCACAAUUUAUUUCAAUAAUAUACAACCAGAUUCUAACUGGUAAAUAUUUGGCCUCCUUAGCACUGUCUUUUGUAUAUAGCACGUUGUGUUUUUGAAGGCGGUAUGAAAAUGAAGGUUGAAAAAUCCAAUAAAAAGAUUUUUGGA
Osmerus eperlanus (European smelt) is the source of this 6135-nucleotide messenger RNA. It is a transcript of the gene adcy9b, whose product is annotated as adenylate cyclase type 9. Gene Ontology annotation, cellular component: plasma membrane. Gene Ontology annotation, biological process: adenylate cyclase-activating G protein-coupled receptor signaling pathway; cyclic nucleotide biosynthetic process; intracellular signal transduction. The record is from RefSeq and is a predicted model, not a curated record. Gene Ontology annotation, molecular function: adenylate cyclase activity. Lineage: Eukaryota; Metazoa; Chordata; Actinopteri; Osmeriformes; Osmeridae.